AUGGCGAACGACAUGUCGGAAGCACUCGCACAACUAAAUAUUUCAAACAAACUUCCUCAACAAUUAACAAAGGAAGACAUUAUAAACAAACACCUACCCACGGUUGGCCACUGGGAAGAUUUUUACUACAGAUACUCUCAGUCGAUGGGGUUUAGUGUUAGAAAAGAAGAUGUCCGUCGGGACAAUGAAAAUAAAGAGUGGCAAAGAAAAUGGGUUUGUUCUAAUCAAGGGUUUAGGCGAGAAAAGUGGACAAACCUAAAGAACCGUAAGAAAAAACCUCGGGUUGUUACUCACACAGGGUGCCUAGCACUACUGCGCGUGAAGUUCGAUAAGUCUGAAAAUAGUUGGGUGGUGAAAGACUUUAACCCAACACAUAAUCAUGACCUUGCUUUGAAGACAGAUAUGCAGUUCUUGAGAUCUAACCGUGCUGUCCCAGAUUGUAUGGGUGCCCAAGUAAUGUCAAUGAGACGAUCGGGCAUACGGACUUGCCACAUAUUGAAUCACCUUGCUGCAGAAAAAGGAGGACAUGAGUAUGUUCCGUUCUUGAAAAAGGACCUACACAAUUGGAUUGGACGACAAAGAGAGUUAGAAGAGGAGGACAAAACAGAUGCUGAGGGUGCCCUGGGAUACUUGGAAUGUCUUGGGUUACGUGACCCCAAUUUUUUUGAAACACACAUGAUAGACGCGGAGUAUAGGCUCACUGACUUGUUCUGGGUCGAUGGAAUAUCGAGAGAUGACUUUGGACAUUUUAGGGAGAUCAUCGCAUUUGACACAACAUACAAGAAGAAUGCGUACAACAAACCCCUUCUCAUUUUUUUCGGCGUGAAUCACCACUUCAGAACUAUUGUAUUUGCAGUUGCAUUGUUGUACGAUGAGAAGGAGGACACAUACAUUUGGUUGUUGGAAGAAUUCCUUCAAUGUAUGAACAACAAAUUGCCUCAGGUUGUUGUCACUGACGGAGAUAAAGCUAUGGCUAAAGCAAUAGAGAAAGUCAUGCCUUAUGUUGUCCAUCGUUUGUGUGCGUGGCACCUUCAGAAAAAUGUUACCAUUAAUGUCCCUCACCCGAUUUUCAAGACAAGGCUUAAUGAGCUCCUAUAUCAAUAUUGUACAGAGGAAGAGUUUGACCAGACUUGGAGUGGCUUGGUUACAGAAUUUCAACUACAAGAUAGCCAAUGGGCAGCCAUAACAUACAUCAAUAGAAGGAGUUGGGCAGAAUGCUUCCUACGGGGUAAUUUCUUUGCGGGCCUCAGAACCACCCAAAGGUGGGAGUCGAUGAAUUCUUACCUGUCACACUUCUUGACAAGCAAACUUAAACUUAAAGACCUUGUUGGCCAAGUUGAUAAAGCCAUACAAAGCAUACGCAUCACGGAACGCGAAGAUGACUUCAUCAGCAACAACACAUCGCCCCAGUUCCCUUCCAAUGUACUACAACAGUAUUACCAGCAAGUUGCUUCAGUUUUGACGAGAAACAUGUACGAUAAGGUCGCACAACAAAUCGACAAUGCUCUUGCAUACUCAAUUUAUUCGACAAGUGUGGAAUUUGGGUGCAGGUUGCAUGUUAUUCCAGUCAGAGGGAAUCCCGUGUCGACAUAUGUUUGCGGUAAUGAAGCAUUUGAACCUACCCUGCAUCCCAAAACCUCUGUUAAAGGAACAGUGGAGGAAGGACGCCAAAUUGAGAGGUGA
Messenger RNA from Humulus lupulus (European hop), 1683 nucleotides. Its product is annotated as protein FAR1-RELATED SEQUENCE 5-like. The coding region runs from base 1 to 1683 and encodes 560 amino acids. Lineage: Eukaryota; Viridiplantae; Streptophyta; Magnoliopsida; Rosales; Cannabaceae. The record is from RefSeq and is a predicted model, not a curated record. Gene Ontology annotation, biological process: regulation of DNA-templated transcription. The transcript has 2 exons.